Molecule: messenger RNA, 399 nt
Organism: Marmota flaviventris (yellow-bellied marmot)
Lineage: Eukaryota; Metazoa; Chordata; Mammalia; Rodentia; Sciuridae
Source: RefSeq, a predicted model, not a curated record
AUGACACUCUAUGAGGUGGCUGUGCAGAGCAGUGGCCAGGAGCCUGAGGACAGCCCGUUGACCAUACAUGUGCUUGACACUGCCUCUGGGCUCCCAAUCCCCGGCCUCUGCCUCCAUUUGUCCCAGCUUGAAGACCUCAGCCAGCAGUGGACAGAGCUAAGAAAAAGCUACACAGACCCAGAUGGCCACUGCCCUGGGCUCCUGAGGACAGGCCAAAUGAAGCCAGGCACCUAUAAGCUGUCCUUUGACACAGAGGGCUACUGGAAGGAGAUGGGGCAGGAGAGCUUCUACCCAUAUGUAGAGAUUGUUUUCACCAUCAUCAAUGAAACCCAGAAGUUCCACCUGCCUCUGCUGCUGAGCCCAUGGUCCUAUACCACCUACAGAGGGAGCCAGAGCUAG